This is a messenger RNA of Macrosiphum euphorbiae (potato aphid), 447 nucleotides long. The record is from the annotation of a GenBank genome assembly. Lineage: Eukaryota; Metazoa; Arthropoda; Insecta; Hemiptera; Aphididae.
AUGGACCACUACAUAUUUGAGUGUGAGGAAAGAACACCGUUUAUCUCCAAGCACCUCACACUAUAUGGCUGGCGUUCAUAUUUAUACUCCGAUACAUGGAGAGGAGAACCAGACUUCAGAUGUGCUUUUUACAAAACGGUUAGUGAAGACCCACCAAUGUUCAAGAUGGUGAUUAGUGGGUGGAACUCGUGCGAUGGUCUAUUGAAGAGAAUGGAACAAUCUGAGCAAGCGGUUCCCGAGGGGUCCCGAUUGUCCGCCGAUGGAACGAUAUCUCUUCUUUUUAGUAGAGACUUCCCAGUAGUGCCAAUGUGGAGUCCAUCGAAGAGAAUGGAACAAUCCGAUAAAGCGGAUCCCAAGGGGUUCCGACGUAUAACCGAUGGAUCGAUAACUCUUAUUAUUGAAAACUUCCGACAAAGGCUCAUUCCUGGACCGUCACUCAUAAUUUGA